GUCGAGGCUUCGCGGCACCUGAUAGUGAGGCAGGAGCUGGCGCGGGCUCGCACAGCGAGGCUGUUCCGGCGCCGCAGGGCGACGCGCGUGCCGCCCCCGCCUCCUUUCGACGUGCCCCGCGGCCUGCCCGCCGCCGCCGCCGCGGGGGGGGGUGACGUGUCGCCCCCGCCUCCCCGCGGCGCCGUGGAGGCGGCGGCCCGCCUCGCUGCGCCCGAUGGUUCAACGGCUGACGUGAGGCAG
Messenger RNA from Prorocentrum cordatum, 240 nucleotides. Lineage: Eukaryota; Dinophyceae; Prorocentrales; Prorocentraceae. The record is from the annotation of a GenBank genome assembly.